This is a messenger RNA of Gekko japonicus, 906 nucleotides long. It is a transcript of the gene SLN, whose product is annotated as sarcolipin. Gene Ontology annotation, cellular component: membrane. The record is from RefSeq and is a predicted model, not a curated record. The transcript has 2 exons. Gene Ontology annotation, molecular function: enzyme regulator activity. Lineage: Eukaryota; Metazoa; Chordata; Lepidosauria; Squamata; Gekkonidae. Bases 362 to 457 code for a protein of 31 amino acids.
AGGAAACUAUAAUAAGGACGUGAGGCAGCAACAGGUGGCUGUGCUUGUCAAGUAAGCUGGGCAGAAUCCGGAAUCCACGAAGGCUGAGACCAAGCCUUGCCCUGAUCACGAAAAAGACAGACCAUUCCAGGCCACGGCAGACCUCUUCUCCUUUCGGGAUGAGCCUCUCUGUUCCGAAGCAGAACCAAAACACCCCAGAAAGGACCCUGCCCUGACAAGAAUCCCUAAGCAUUCUUACAAGGAACUGGAGGAAGGCAUCCAAAGGAGAGGACAAGGUUGAUCUCAAGGACAACUUGCAACAAGAGACUCCUCGUCGACUUCCAGCCACCGGCCUCUGUUCUCCCGUCGUCCAUUCCUGGCCAUGGAUCGAUCCACACAGGAGCUUUUCCUCAACUUUAUGAUUGUGCUGAUCACAGUGCUCCUCAUGUGGCUUCUGGUGAAGUCUUACCAAGACUGAGUGACUCGCCCACUCCACGGCAUCACUGGAGGAUGCAUAUUUGGAAAAGGAUGUGAAGUCUGCUGCUCCUGUGUGUGCAUCGUGUCUUUGGCUUUGUGUGCAAAAUCUGUAAUGUGAUUUUUUUUUUUACUCUAAAAUACCUCUUGGAUUCACUCAUCUAAGUAGUCUAAUGGAUUUGGGAUGAUGUAAAUUAUUGUACAAUAAUGUAUCUACAAAGCAUGGCAUUUCCUAAUCAGUGCAUGCACCUGACCUGGAAUCAGGAUAUCUGCUACAAAUAGCAACAUUAAUUUACCCAGAAUGCCACUUGGUUUCCUAACGACUCUUCUACACUGUGCAUUGUUGAAUCAGCUUUCUGUAGUCGGAUCUGUCUGCAGCGGGAAGAAAUGUGGAAAACUUUUCUUUCGUUCACUGUUGCUGCCAUUUUAAUAAAGAAAAAGAUAUGAAACAUU